Molecule: messenger RNA, 2233 nt
Organism: Conger conger (European conger)
Lineage: Eukaryota; Metazoa; Chordata; Actinopteri; Anguilliformes; Congridae
Product: zinc finger protein 433-like
Exons: 5
Coding region: 167-1288 (373 amino acids)
Biological process (GO): regulation of transcription by RNA polymerase II
Cellular component (GO): nucleus
Molecular function (GO): RNA polymerase II cis-regulatory region sequence-specific DNA binding; DNA-binding transcription activator activity, RNA polymerase II-specific
Source: RefSeq, a predicted model, not a curated record
CGAUGCAAUCCAACAAUUUCGUCCUUGUCACGUGACGUGGGUAGUAACAACUUCACUGCGUCGGAUGCGCUGAAUGGGAAAAACGCAGGAUUACAUUAAUGCAAGUUGCAUGUUCCUCUGGCACUGAAGUGGUGAGCGUCUGUGUGUGUGCAACUGCGCAUUCACAAUGUCGGUGGAACUGGACAUGAGGGAGGUGAAGCAGGUGGUAGUCGGGGAGGAGAUUGAGACCCCCUUGGACCUGGCCUCCAAAAACACUGAAGAUGCCCGUGAGGUUUUCGUCAAGGAGGAACCCACUGCACCGAUGCAUAUGCCGUCCUACCAGCAUGAAAGCCUGCAAUGUUUCCAGUGCUUCAUCACCUUCUGCAACUCCAAAGCCAAGGAGAGGCACAUGAAGAAGAGCCACCGCGAGGAGUACAAGCAGCAGCUGCAACAGCAAAGCGACACGCUCUUCACCUGCUACGUUUGUGACCACGCCUUCCAGUCCUCGGUGGAGCUGACCAACCACCAGGCUGUCCACAGCAAGGAGGACAAGCCCUUCAAGUGCCCGUACUGCCAGGAGAGCUUCCGCACUUUCUCAGAGGUGACGUCCCACCGGCGGAACGUGUGCCCGGAGAAGCCCUACCCGUGCCGGGAAUGUGGGAAGUCCUUCCGGGGCAUUCACACGCUGCGCACGCACCGGGCCUCCUCCCACCCCGAGGAGGUCCCCGACGGCGGGGACGGCGAGAGCAAGGCCCGCCACUGCGCCAGCUGCAACGGCCGCGGGUUCAAGAGACGGGGCCGGCCGCCCCGCGAGGUGGAGCCGGCCAACGGGGAGAAGAGAGAGCGGCUGGAGGAGGACCGGGGAGACGGUGACCGGCCGGAGACCAAGCCCAAAGCCCGAAGGGGGCGCCCCCCCAAACCGGCCCCGCCGGCCGACCCGCCCCAGGACCGGGCCGAGGCGGAGGGGCAGGCGGAGGGGCAGGCGGAGGGGCAGGCGGAGACGGGCGCCGCGCCGCAGCAGGCCUGUCCGGAGCGCGAGGCCUCCGUCCCCCCGGCCUCCCAGCUCCGAGCCCAGAGGAAGGAGCAGCACGGGAGGCCGGCCCCGCCACGCAAGCCCCACGCCUGCACGGAGUGCGAGGAGAGCUUCCCCCGGCCGGAGCAGCUGGAGGCCCACGCCUGCCGCGCGCACAGCGCCGCCCGCCACACCUGCCCCGCCUGCGGGAAGAGCUUCGGCCGCGAGAACAGUCUGAGGGCGCACCAGCAGAGCCACGCCGGCCCCGGGGAGCCGGCCCAAGGGGACUGCAGAUAGUGUGGAGAAGGGGGGAUUAAAGUCCAUCAGGGAUGCGCCUCUGAAUUCAGAAUAGGGGGUUGGGUUAUGAAAAAUUGGGCUGGAAUUUUUUAAGUAUAAAUCUAUAUUUGUAUUUGAAUACAAAUGAGGCAGCUAAGAUUUUGAAGUGUUUGAAUUGUCGCUUUUAGGAUGACUGAUCCGUGGCUUUUUUUGUGGAUCCGUUUUAUAUAUAAGAAUUUAACCUGAAAGUGAUGCGUUGCUUGGGUGUAAAGAAUUGAUCUAUUGAAAGCGACAUUUUUAUGAUGCUGGGAUAUUCUGGAGUGGAGUUGUGAGUUUUUGAUCUUUCAUCUUCAGUCUUCAGUAUUUCAGUGCCCACAGAUGGGUUUUCAUAUGGUAAUGCAUUUAUAUUUAUGUCUUGGGAGUUAUUAAAAAUGCAACAAAUUAUUUUGGCUCCCAAGAAGAGCAGAAUACACAAUUUAUUUCUUCUGCAGGAAAGUGUGCUGCUCUGAUGCUGGGGCCUUUUGUCACCUAACUGAUAAAAUCCUUCCCAAAAUUAGGAGGUGUUUGAAAUCUUGUUUGUCCUCCAUUUGUUGUAAUUAAUGCCUGUGCCCCAACUUGGAAGUCAACAGUACCUGUGUGUGUGUGUGUGUGUGUGUGUGUGUGUGUGUGUGUGUGUGUGUGGGGGCCCCCUCUACCCACCUUGGCAGUGGUGGACUUUUCUGGCAGCUGGAAAUGGGGCAUUUCCUGUCUUCUUUCUGGUGCAGUCAUGCGUUCAAACACCUGUGGAAAUCACCAUGGUAACAUCCACAUUUGCAUGGGUGCACACCAUUCUACCAUCUGGUGUGACGAGAACCUGCAAGAGAAUUAGGUCUGUUUUUUUUAUUUGACCGAUAAUAAAGGAAUGGAUUCCAUGACUUUUUUUUACAGAUUUAUAUUCCUAUACAAAAAUAAACUUGAGCCAAAAUA